AUGGUGCAGGAAGGACGGAGCUGUUGCCUCCUCAUCAGCUGCAUGUUGUUCAUCGUGCUAACGGUCGCUCACAGUCAGGAGGACGAGAGGCGUGCAGUGGCGGAGCAUCAGUUGAUGCAUGAUCGUGGUCGCUCCAUUCAGAGUCUGAGGAGACUGAUUUGGCUCUCCAGCGCCAUCGAGAGGCUGCACACAGCAGAGCCGCGCUCUUUACCCUCCUCUCUCUCCUCCUUCACGAAAUAUGAUGAUGAGGGGAAUGAGGAAGAUGCCUUCAGAUAUCAUCCUGUGAUGGACAGCGGCGUCCACCAGGGGGCGCUGGCGCUGAGAGACAUGCACAGGGCACCAAGGAGAAUCAACCCAACACACUGCACUGACUCCAGCAAACACUGA
Molecule: messenger RNA, 387 nt
Organism: Neoarius graeffei (lesser salmon catfish)
Lineage: Eukaryota; Metazoa; Chordata; Actinopteri; Siluriformes; Ariidae
Gene: pth4
Product: parathyroid hormone 4
Exons: 2
Coding region: 1-387 (128 amino acids)
Biological process (GO): bone mineralization; osteoblast development; adenylate cyclase-activating G protein-coupled receptor signaling pathway
Cellular component (GO): extracellular region
Molecular function (GO): hormone activity; peptide hormone receptor binding
Source: RefSeq, a predicted model, not a curated record